Messenger RNA from Penicillium chermesinum, 354 nucleotides. RefSeq lists its product as uncharacterized. The record is from RefSeq and is a predicted model, not a curated record. The transcript has a single exon. Lineage: Eukaryota; Fungi; Ascomycota; Eurotiomycetes; Eurotiales; Aspergillaceae. Gene Ontology annotation, molecular function: oxidoreductase activity. Bases 1 to 354 code for a protein of 117 amino acids.
AUGGCUAACGAGCGGCGGUUUCCAGGCAGACGGUUAGAUGGGGCUGUCGGCUCGCUGGAUGUCCUCCCAGAAAUCGUCCAUGCAGUCGGGUCCGACAUGAUCGUUCUCUUCAACUCUGGUAUUCGUCGUACUGGCUCGGACACUGUCAAAGCUCUCGCUCUGGGCGCUCACGCUGUCCUGAGUGGGAAGACCACUCAUGUACGGAUAUGCCAUCAAUGGCAAAUCAGUGAAAGUUGUGUUGCGGUACUGGCGGAUCUCUAUUUGAGCAUGGCCACGGCCGGGAUACCCUCCAUUAGUGCUUGCAGCCGAGAGGUAUUGCGCAAGAUACCAUCGCCGAGAGAUGUGAAGCUAUAG